AUGUUGCCAACUAAUAAACGUGGUCGAUUACGGAAGCGAAUACUUGAAGCUAAGAAGAGAGCGCGUUCUGAAUUGCCGAAGGACAGUUGGAGCUCUGCAGGCUUCCACAAAACAUUUUCUGAAUUAUGCCGUGGAUUGACUGCAGACAAUAUUGAGCGAAUAGAUGCAUCGCAUCUCAGCGUUGACGAAUUCGUCGAGAAGUAUGAAAAACGGGGUAUACCGGUGGUGCUUACUGGUUUAACGGAAUCGUGGCCAGCUACUCGAAAAUGGUGCCUACAUAAGCUGGUGAAGAAGUAUCGAAAUCAGAAAUUUAAAUGCGGCGAAGAUGAUGAUGGUCGCUCCGUAAAACUGAAACUGAAAUACUACGCGCAGUACAUGCAAAGCACCACCGACGACAGUCCACUCUACGUCUUCGAUAGCGCAUUUGGCGAGCGUCAUAAAACAAGACGUUUGGUGGAUGACUAUCGUGUACCAAGCUUCUUUGUCGACGAUUUAUUUCGUUAUGCAAGUGAAGAGCGACGUCCACCACACCGGUGGUUCGUGAUGGGACCGGCUCGAUCUGGAACUGGGAUUCAUGUCGAUCCUCUGGGAACAAGUGCCUGGAAUGCUCUUCUGAAGGGCCGCAAAAAAUGGUGUUUUUUCCAUCCGGAAACACCCAAAUGCGUCGUGAAACCAACAAGUGAAGAGGGUGGCGUACAUGUUGAUGAAGCAGUGAUCUGGUUUAAGACUGUUUAUAAAAGGACUAGUUCCUGCAAUUGGUCAAAAGAGUGGACACCCAUAGAAGCUGUACAAUAUCCUGGGGAAAUUAUGUUUGUUCCUAGUGGCUGGUGGCACGUUGUUCUGAAUCUCACUGAUACGAUAGCCGUCACUCAAAAUUUUUGCUCCGAAGUGAACUUGCCUUCAGUUUAUACCAAAACACUGAAAGGAAGGCCGAACUUCUGCAAACACUGGUUGAAAUGCCUGCGAAAGAAUCGACCCGACGCCUUAACAAUAAUUGGUUAUUUAUCACCGCUUUUGGUGCUACUCCAUCGCUUUUGGUGCUAUUUGAAUAUAACUUUAAAAUUUAGUAACUAUUCACAGUUUGAGGGCACUCAGUUCUCAAGAUGA
Molecule: messenger RNA, 1107 nt
Organism: Gongylonema pulchrum
Lineage: Eukaryota; Metazoa; Nematoda; Chromadorea; Rhabditida; Gongylonematidae
Source: the annotation of a GenBank genome assembly